Messenger RNA from Colletotrichum truncatum, 516 nucleotides. RefSeq names its product V-type proton ATPase proteolipid subunit 2. Gene Ontology annotation, molecular function: proton-transporting ATPase activity, rotational mechanism. The record is from RefSeq and is a predicted model, not a curated record. Gene Ontology annotation, biological process: proton transmembrane transport. Lineage: Eukaryota; Fungi; Ascomycota; Sordariomycetes; Glomerellales; Glomerellaceae. Gene Ontology annotation, cellular component: membrane; proton-transporting V-type ATPase, V0 domain.
AUGGCCGAAGACUCCGCUCUCGCCCCGAAGUUCGCGCCGUUCAUCGGAAUGGCCGGCAUCGCAGCUGCCAUGGUCUUCGGAUGCAUCGGCGCCGCAUACGGUACCGCAAAGUCGGGUAUCGGUAUUGCUGGUGUGGGAACAUUUAGGCCAGACUUGAUCAUGAAGGCAUGCUACCCUGGCUGUUGUUGUCUGAUCCCCGUGGUCAUGUCCGGUAUCAUUGCCGUCUACUCCCUCGUCGUCUCCGUCCUCAUCGCCCAAGAUCUUUCGCCCCCAGGCACUGGAAGCGAAUACAGCUUAUUCAACGGCUUCAUGCACUUGGCUUGCGGUCUUUCUGUCGGCUUCACUGGCUUGGCAGCCGGCUACACGAUUGGCAUUGUCGGUGACAAGGGCGUGCGCGCUUACAUGGAACAAUCUCGCGUCUUCGUUGGCAUGGUUCUGAUUCUCAUUUUCGGCGAAGUUUUGGGUCUUUACGGCCUUAUCGUCGCUCUUAUCCUGAACACCAAGUCCAAGGGCUAA